GCGAGACAAGGCCACAAUUCGGUCUCUAUUCGCGAGUCCUUAUCUAAUAGGGCGUGCUGUGUAGACGUGAGGGUUUUCGAAACAUUUGCAUAGGAAGCCUGAACCUCCGAUCACGGCCUCGAUGACAGAGUAGAUCGUCAAUUGGCAUAUAAAGGUCAACAGCUCCCGCCAUCAAGGUGAAGCUUCACAACUUUACAAAUUUUAUACAGAACUACGAUAUACCGAAAGAACAUAUCUCCGAUCGAUUGGAAAUCCUGGAACGAAGUUACAUACAUCGACACAUCAAUUCAGACAACGCAAUCACCAUGGCCAUGACUGGAGCAAAGCGUUUAAGGGAGAUGUUGAAGAAGGAGGAUCAUAUUGUCGUCGCACCUGGAGUCUACGAUGGCCUGUCCGCUAGAAUCGCUCUCGCUGCUGGAGCUGAAGUUCUUUAUAUGACCGGUGCAGGCACAAAUAUGUCCCGCCUCGGCGCCGCCGACCUCGGCAUCGCCACUCUCCCAGAUAUGCUCUCCAACGCCUCCACAAUCGCCCAACUCUCCCCCUCCACGCCCGUGAUCGCCGACGCAGAUACCGGCUACGGCGGCCCCAUCAUGGUAUCCCGUACCGUGCGCUCCUACGCUUUGGCCGGAGUAGCAGCCCUCCACCUCGAAGACCAAGUCCAGGAAAAACGCUGUGGCCAUUUAACCGGCAAACAAUGCGUCGGUAAAGAAGUCUACUAUGCACGCCUCAGAGCGGCAGUGAAGACGAGAGAUGAGAUGGGCUCAGAAAUGCUCAUUAUCGCCCGCACAGACGCGCGAGCGGACUUGGGAUUCGAGGAAGCCGUGGAGCGUCUCAAGGGCGCCGUCGAAUGCGGCGUCGACGUUUUAUUCCUGGAAGCCUUGCAGAGCGAGGAGGAGUGCAAGAAGGCUGUGGAGAUUUUCGCUCCCACGCCUGUCUUGUUGAAUAUGGUGCCGGGAGGAAAGACACCGCAGAUGGGAGUGAAGAGGGCAAAGGAGAUUGGGUUUAAGCUUUACAUUAACCCUACGCUUGGUUUGGAGGCGGUGGUCAGACCGCUUGAGAAGGCGUACAAGAUGUUGGUGGAGCAGGGAACUGAUGAGUGUGAACCUAUUGGUCCAAAGGCACUCUUUGAAAUCUGUGGAUUGAACGAUGCAAUGGAAUUUGACGCCAGCGUUGGUGGAGCUGCUUUUUCCAAGUAACAUGUAGCUGUCAGA
Messenger RNA from Aureobasidium pullulans EXF-150, 1211 nucleotides. Its product is annotated as Phosphoenolpyruvate/pyruvate domain-containing protein. Lineage: Eukaryota; Fungi; Ascomycota; Dothideomycetes; Dothideales; Saccotheciaceae. The coding region runs from base 306 to 1196 and encodes 296 amino acids. The record is from RefSeq and is a predicted model, not a curated record. Gene Ontology annotation, molecular function: catalytic activity. The transcript is spliced from 2 exons.